UCCCAGCAUGCUCUCUCCUUGACGCGGGGAGGAGAAAGGCCACCACGUCCCUCCCCUCCUCCUUCCCCAUCAGCUUUGUUAAUGCCAAGGGAGGGAAAACCACACCGGAGAGAAAGAUGGGGGACCAAAAGGACGCUCUACGUAAAAUCAUCACCACGCUUGCUGUGAAAAAUGAAGAAAUCCAGAACUUCAUCUAUGUCCUCAAACAGAUGCUCCAGAACUUAGAGGCCAAUUCAGAUCGGGUCCAGAAAGACUUGGAAGCUGAGUUCCAGUCGCUGUAUGUUCUACUGGAUGAACUGAAGGAAGGGAUGGUCAUGAAGAUCAAACAAGACCGGGCCAGCCGGACCUAUGACCUGCAGAACCAGCUGGCUGCCUGCACCAAAGCUUUGGAGAGUUCCGAGGAGCUGCUGGAGAUGGCCAACCAGACCUUGCAGGGAGCUGAGAACCACGAUUUCAACCAGGCUGCGAAACAGAUCAAGGACAGCAUCACCAUGGCCCCUGCCUUCCGCCUGUCCCUUAAGGCCAAAGUGAGUGACAAUAUGAGCCACUUGAUGGUCGAUUUCGCACAAGAACGUCGGAUGAUACAAUCUCUAAAGUUCCUGCCAGUCCCCAGCGCACCAGAGAUCGACUUGGCCGAAUCACUGGUAGCUGACAACUGCGUGACACUGGCCUGGAGGAUGCCCGACGAGGACAGUAAGAUUGACCAUUAUGUGCUAGAAUACCGCAAGACCAACUUCGAGGGUCCACCCCGGGUGAAAGAAGACCAACCGUGGAUGGUCAUCGAAGGAAUCAAGGAGACUGAGUACACUCUCUCCGGGCUGAAAUUUGACAUGAAGUACAUGAAUUUCCGGGUCAAAGCCUGCAAUAAGGCCGUGGCGGGGGAGUUCUCGGAGCCCGUCACUUUGGAAACCAGAGCCUUCAUGUUUCGCUUGGAUGCCACCACCAGCCACCAGAACCUCAAGGUGGAGGACCUCAACGUAGAAUGGGACGCUAUGGGCGGAAAGGUGCAGGACAUCAAGGCCCGGGAAAAGGACGGCAAAGGCCGCACUGCCUCUCCAGUGAACUCUCCUGCCAGGUGUGUGCAGUCCCCGAAAAGAAUGCUGACGGGACGUGGUGGAAGAGACCGCUUCACUGCCGAAUCUUAUACGGUCUUGGGAGACACCCUGAUCGAUGACGGGGAGCACUACUGGGAAGUGCGCUAUGACCGUGACAGCAAAGCCUUCGCAAUUGGGGUGGCCUACCGAUCGCUUGGCAAGUUUGACCAGCUGGGAAAGACCCCUUCUUCCUGGUGUCUCCACCUCAACAACUGGCUUCAAGUCAGCUUCACGGCCAAACACAACAACAAAGCCAAAAUACUAGAAGUCCCAGUUCCAGAUAUCAUUGGUGUCUACUGCAAUUUCCAUGAAGGUUUCCUGUCGUUCUACAAUGCUAAAACCAAGCAGCUGCUCCAUACAUUUCGAGCCAAAUUCACCCAGCCAGUUCUCCCAGCCUUCAUGGUUUGGUGCGGCAGCUUCCAUGUCUACUCCGGGUUGCAAGUCCCCAGCGCCGUCAAAUGCCUUCAGAAGCGCAACAGCGCCACCAGCAGUUCCAACGCCAGCUUAUCGUAGAACUGGGCCGUUAUGGCACAAUCACGAGCCUCUCUCCUCAAGCGGAAUGGCCAACCUUACCAACAAAUUACAACACCAGUAUUAUUUUUUCUUAGCACAAGGAUUAUUUUCUCACCUCCUGGUUCUCAUGUUGAC
Messenger RNA from Anolis sagrei ordinatus, 1742 nucleotides. It is a transcript of the gene FSD1, whose product is annotated as fibronectin type III and SPRY domain containing 1. Gene Ontology annotation, cellular component: microtubule. Gene Ontology annotation, biological process: regulation of mitotic spindle organization; regulation of cell division. Gene Ontology annotation, molecular function: microtubule binding. The record is from RefSeq and is a predicted model, not a curated record. NCBI's taxonomy places the organism in Eukaryota, Metazoa, Chordata, Lepidosauria, Squamata, Anolidae.